Molecule: messenger RNA, 690 nt
Organism: Clonostachys rhizophaga
Lineage: Eukaryota; Fungi; Ascomycota; Sordariomycetes; Hypocreales; Bionectriaceae
Source: the annotation of a GenBank genome assembly
AUGGCCCAAUACUCGCUGCCCUCAAACUUCGCGCCCGGUUCUGUCCGUCACCUUUUGCAAACCCUUGCUGGGCGCUUCCCUUGGCUACACGUAUCCCCCACUCUUGUGGACUCACCGCAGCUCGUCUGGAUACUGAAAGCGCUGGUCCUGUUUGGCGUCAUUGACAGACUCAACAAGGUUGCGAGUUCCAUCGCCGCCAACAACUUCCGCCUGACUGCUGCCACCGGCUGGGACUGGCCGAGUGAAGUCGCCGUCGCCACGGGUGGCUCCGGUGGAAUUGGCAGGCACAUUUGUGAACAGCUUGCUGCCGCUGGCGUCCGAGUUGCUGUUCUCGAUGUCCAGGAGCUUCCAAAAGCUCUGGAAAGUAAUCCCCGAAUCCGCCACUACAGUUGCGAUAUCACCUCUGAAGAUUCCAUCGCUGCUGCCGCCGCUGGCAUCCGUAAGAACUUUGGACAUCCAUCAAUUCUUGUGAACAAUGCCGGGUACACACGGCCGGCCCCCAUCCUGCAAACUCCUCCCUCUGUAGAAUUCCUCCCACACAUGAUCAAGCAGAAUAAAGGGCAUGUGAUGACGGUUGCCAGCACUGUCUCUUUCGUGACGCUCCCAAGUUCAGCCGAUUACUGUAGCACCAAAGCCGCAGCGCUUUCAUUUCAUGAGGCGCUGAAGACGGCGCUUGUUGAAGACAUCUAA